AGCAAAAUGAUGGACAGUUCACUGUGAUCCAGCUUGUUGGUAUGCUACGUGGCAUUGCUUCAGGCAUGAAGUACCUUGCAGACAUGAAUUACGUGCACCGUGACCUGGCUGCCCGAAACAUCCUGGUCAACAGCAACCUUGUAUGCAAAGUGUCAGACUUUGGCCUCUCACGCUUCUUAGAGGACGAUACAUCGGAUCCUACGUACACUAGUGCUCUGGGAGGGAAGAUCCCCAUCCGUUGGACUGCUCCUGAAGCAAUCCAGUACAGAAAGUUCACCUCUGCUAGUGAUGUGUGGAGCUAUGGGAUUGUCAUGUGGGAAGUCAUGUCCUACGGAGAGAGACCUUACUGGGACAUGACCAAUCAAGAUGUCAUCAAUGCUAUAGAGCAGGACUAUCGGCUGCCCCCUCCAAUGGACUGUCCCAGCGCGCUUCACCAGCUCAUGCUGGACUGCUGGCAGAAGGACCGUAAUAACCGUCCCAAGUUUAGCCAAAUUGUUAACAACCUCGACAAGAUGAUCCGCAAUCCCAACACACUGAAGGCUAUGACUCCUUUAUCUUCAGGGGUUCAUCUCCCACUCCUGGACCGCAGCAUCCCAGACUUCUCCACCUUCAGCACUGUAGAUGAGUGGCUGGAUGCCAUCAAAAUGGGCCAGUACAAAGAAAACUUUGCCAAUUCUGACUUUUCGACAUUUGAUGUGGUGUCUCAGAUGACCAUGGAUGAUAUCCUGAGGGUUGGUGUGACUCUAGCCGGUCAUCAGAAGAAGAUCCUGAACAGUGUCCAGAUGAUGCGUGCACAGAUGAACCAGAUUCAGUCAGUGGAGGUUUGACCCUCUACAGAGGAGCAGAGGGUGUCGGGAGACAGGGCUCUGGAUGUCAAGAAUGGAGUGGAUUUUCUUUUUUCAUGUGUGGUAUUAAGUCUGGUCUUUCCACCAGACUGCCAUCAAGCCCAACGUUCAUCUCUCCUAUUCCCUCUCUCCUCUCCCUUCUCCCUGACUCUUCCUCCAUGCUUGGAAUAAAUUGCGAAGAGCUGUGAUGAUGGAAAUCAAAGUGAUGAAGAAUCCAGGCACCCCCACAGCCAAACCCACCAUUAAAACCACAAACAUGGGAGGUUAGAAUAGACCAGCAAAUUCAUUUUUUAAUCUUCCACCAGUUUAAUUUGUUUCAGCAUUUACUGUCCCCCCUUUUUUUUUGGUUUAUUCUGGUAAUUUUGUAAAGAUUUUUUAAAGAAAAGAGAAAAUCUGAUAAGGAAAGGAGUUUAUCUAAAUUUAUAGAUAAUAUAAGGCCGUACACUAGAUGAACUCAGUAGGAGAGCUACCCUUUAAAAGGGCAAAAAAAAGAAGCAAAGUAAGAGUUGGGGAGAACAUCCUCAAUAUGGUGUGGAAGUUUUGUCUUGUUUUUAAUUUUGGACAGUAUGUGGAUACACAGAGUUCUCUGUGGCCACCUGCAAGACAAAGGGGAACUACGCACGCAACGCAACUGGUGCCACAGGUAAAAAAAGAUUAAAUACAAACCAUGAAAUGGACAACAUGUGGCCUUGACUGAUGUUGAAACCACAUUUAAUCAGACGGACAAAUCAUGCAGUGAAAUCAGCUUGAAAGAAAAAGGAAAAAAAAGAACUUUUCUCACUGCGAGAAACUUUUAAUGUUGUCAACAUUUUGUAUUGAAGAAUCCCUCUGACCAUGCUUCCUCUAACUAAAGACUAGUUUAUUUUUUUCACAGUGAAAUAUUCACAGUCUGCCAAAUAGAACUCUUCCCCUCGCACUAGAGUCAUGAUCCUGUACUGUACAUAUCAGAUGCACUUGACCUGCCAUAACAUGACGACUCAGAGAUAGUUAUUGUAGGCGAUUAGUUCAAGAGCUGAAGACGUGUCUACAGGGACUACAGGGAGCAUUUUAGUAGUUGUUGCCUUUAGCUGCAUCUUUUUAGCUUGUGAAAAAAACAGCAAAAUGACUUCCACAGAGAUUCUUAGAAAAACAUUUAAAAAAAAAAACAGGUUCUACUGUUUAUGUCAGACUCAACAUUCAGACAAAGAAAUCCAGUUACAGCAUCCUUCUUUAUGGUGUUUAUCUCAAGUGCCGUCUGUACGUAUGUGAACACUCAUGUGCCGCAUGCACAAGGAAAAAGGUCGCUUCUAACAGUGUGGGAUCUUGUAUUUGAUAGCAUGCUGACCGAGUGGUUUAUUUCACCGAGCUUUGAUUUGGAGCAAUUAGUCUAGCAUUAUAUUCAGUAUUCUUCCAGUUUU
This is a messenger RNA of Cyprinodon tularosa, 2242 nucleotides long. Its product is annotated as ephrin type-B receptor 2-like. The transcript has 5 exons. Gene Ontology annotation, molecular function: protein binding; transmembrane-ephrin receptor activity; ATP binding. Bases 42 to 827 code for a protein of 261 amino acids. Lineage: Eukaryota; Metazoa; Chordata; Actinopteri; Cyprinodontiformes; Cyprinodontidae. Gene Ontology annotation, biological process: axon guidance; central nervous system projection neuron axonogenesis; protein phosphorylation. The record is from RefSeq and is a predicted model, not a curated record. Gene Ontology annotation, cellular component: neuron projection.